GGAGGACACACACCCAUCUGACGAGGGGAAUUAAGUGUUACGUGCGAGGAAAAGCUUUCUAAUCUCUGAUCUCUUGGAUUAUUCCCGCGAUGGUCGGGAUUUAGCCCCUGUCCGCGGGUUUUGGCUAUUAUUUUACGCACCACUUUUGCGCGCUCGCAUUUGCACCCUUUGGUAAUUGCAUGAUGGAUUAAACACUCAUUAGUUUUAGCCCAGUUUUCUGACUUGUGCUUUCUGAACAAUUGGGGAUUAUUAAUGAACUCGCAUCAUGAUAGAUGAUGAUGAUCUUUUGGUCACUGGAGCGCGCAGCCGUACGUUGGAUUAAGAGCAAGAGACUUCCCACCGCUCUUUGGACAAGCACCUGUUUAUUCUCCUGAGACACUUGUUUUCCACCCUAUUGACGCGUUGGGAUGGAGAGCGAGUUGAGGCCAAGGCUCUGUUUCCUGACCAUAGGAGAGCGCGGCUAUGGGUUUCACCUGCACGGUGAGCGGAAUAGAGGCGGACAGUUCAUCCGCAAAGUGGAGCCCGGCUCCUCUUCUGACCUGGCCGGGCUGCGACCAGGAGACCGGGUGGUUGAGGUGAACGGGGAGAAUGUGGAGAACGCAUCUCACCAUCAAGUGGUGGACCGGAUCCGUGCAGUGGCUCACCGCACCAGGCUGCUGGUGGUGGACAGAGAGACGGAUGACUACCUCCGUAGCCAGGGCCUGGCCUGCACGGAGGACCUGGCCAUCGAGAUGGGCACCCUCUCUCCGCGGCCUUCGCCCAGGCCCACACCUACUGCUUCUCCCAUACCCAGAGGGAACUCACCUCUGUCACCCAAACCCAACCACACACACUCAUUUCACCCUCCUGCUGCAAACUCACCCAUACACACCAUCACACAAGAAAAGGUCAAGAGAUCCUCAGUGACAUCAAGUACAACAACAGACACAGAGCUGCAAGUGCAGCCCUCACCAGAGCCGACAGCUGAGCUCAUCCCCCGCCUGUGUCACCUGGUGAAGGGGGAAUACGGCUACGGCUUCAACUUGCACAGCAAUAAGACAAGGCGCGGACAGUUUGUCCGAUCAGUGGACCCCGGCUCAGCUGCUGAGAGUGCAGGCAUCCAGCCUGGAGACAGACUAGUGGAGGUGAACGGAGUAAACAUAGAGGGCCUGAGGCACUCAGAGGUGGUGACACUCAUCAGGGCUGAAGGGGAGGAGGUGCGCCUUCUAGUGGUCGACCAGGAGACGGACGAGCUCUUCCACAGACUUGGGGUCAGACCUUCCUCCAGCCAUAUCAAAGAGGUCUACCUGGAUGAAUCACCCCCAGAUAGCAUCCCACCCACCCCCUCUCCGACCACUGAACUCCCCCCUACAGAUCCACCAGUCAUAAACGUCACACUGACAGACUCCCCGAUCACAAAUUCAUCCCCAAAGUCCCGCACCAAUGGGAGCUCAGCGUCUCAGUCCUCAAGAAGUUCCACCACCCAAUCAGAGAUCAGCAGCUCGGACAUGAGCAUUCAGGUUCCUGAUGAGGACGACAGGCGUGUUUCGGACCCUUUUGUGGAAAGUGGCCUGCGUCUAAGCCCCACAGCUGCCGAGGCUAGACAAAAGGCCCUCGCUGGCCGCAACAGGAAGAGAGCACCUGCUAUGGACUGGAAUAAGAAACAAGAGAUCUUCAGCAACUUCUGAUCCCAGAACACAAGGAGAAGAACGGCAUAGAACGAGGAAUGAUAGAAAUACUGUACCUUGAUCUUGCAGAGGCACAGUCAAAGAAAGAGUCAUGAAAAGGAAAAAGAUGAAGGUAGUAACACUGGUAGUAAUACUCCUAAAUUUUGUGCUGUGUAAAGCUACAUUAUAAGAUGUCUGAUAGUAUGCUCUAGAUGCUUAUUUUACAGUAUCUAUAAGGACAAAGACAUGCUCUGUGGAUGUGUCAAAUAUCUUACAAUACACUGCAUUAAACAAUGACUUAAUGACUGGCAGACCAUCAACUAAGAGACUCACCCAUUCAUAUGGUGCCUGGUCAGUGCACAUUGUUUCUCUUUAUCCAAUCCUAAUCAUUUCAGAGCCAUAGUGACGAUGAGUCUAUUACAGCAUGUUUUCUGUAGAUACACUUUUCUGUUGUAACUUUGUUAGAUUUUAUUUUUUGAAGUCAUGGUUUCUUCUCACUUUACAAUGAGCUAAUAACAGCUGAGUACUGGAGUAGUCAUAUUAGCUUUUAUUUAAUGUAGAAUGUCACUUUAAAAUGUAAAUACAAGGAAAUGGUACAGGCUUAAGUUAUGAAAUGUUUGAUGUUGGAUCACCUCAGUGCUUCUCUUCAAUGUUAGAGUAAUUUCUGCAAAGGGGAAACGUUUUAAAGACAGAUGGUAUAGGAAAAAAACUGUAGGCCCUCUGAUCUCUUGUUGUAGCUUUUUGAGGAUUUUUCUCUCAAAUGUGCUGAGCUGAAUCUUCUCACAAUGUGAAAUAAACUUUCAGAACAUGUGUAAAUACCA
Messenger RNA from Epinephelus lanceolatus (giant grouper), 2467 nucleotides. RefSeq names its product NHERF family PDZ scaffold protein 2 (gene nherf2). Gene Ontology annotation, molecular function: signaling receptor binding; protein-membrane adaptor activity. Gene Ontology annotation, cellular component: apical plasma membrane. The record is from RefSeq and is a predicted model, not a curated record. Gene Ontology annotation, biological process: protein localization to plasma membrane. NCBI's taxonomy places the organism in Eukaryota, Metazoa, Chordata, Actinopteri, Perciformes, Serranidae.